Molecule: messenger RNA, 3537 nt
Organism: Sebastes umbrosus (honeycomb rockfish)
Lineage: Eukaryota; Metazoa; Chordata; Actinopteri; Perciformes; Sebastidae
Gene: bap1
Product: BRCA1 associated protein-1 (ubiquitin carboxy-terminal hydrolase)
Exons: 19
Coding region: 464-2704 (746 amino acids)
Biological process (GO): protein deubiquitination; ubiquitin-dependent protein catabolic process
Cellular component (GO): cytoplasm
Molecular function (GO): cysteine-type deubiquitinase activity
Source: RefSeq, a predicted model, not a curated record
ACGCUAUUGUGUCUCAGGCAGAGCAUAAGCUAGCUAAUUACACAACAAUGAACGCAAACGCUAAAACCACGUUCAUUGUCCCGUUAUAGCGGCAGUAGUAAAGAAAGGGUGGCUGGUUGUGAGUUGGGCUGCAAGAAAAGCAGCUUUCUUUGCAGGAGCAGACUGGUUUAUCCGAGCUGUCGUACAAAGAUAACAAUCUGAGUGUACCGUUCAGUAGCUCUGAUGCUACAGCCAGGCUAACCACCGCUGUCUGUUAGUGUGACCGUAAAUGCCGUCCCCUCCAUAGAGGUAGUAGCUCCACGACUAAAGGUUCCGGGAAGGUGUUUAUUGUCACGCCGGUUGUACAAUUUCUCUCGUGAAUGCAAACAAAGCUUUAGCAUCGUUUAAGAUUACUACUACCCCUCUUUCAGACAUGGACUGGAACACAUCUUAAGUAUUAGUUGAGCUGUGCACAAAUGCGAACAUGAACAAAGGCUGGCUGGAGCUGGAGAGUGAUCCAGGACUCUUCACUUUGCUGGUUGAAGAUUUUGGUAUCAAAGGUGUCCAAGUAGAGGAAAUCUAUGAUCUUCAAAGCAAGUGUCAAAGUCCUGUCUAUGGCUUCAUCUUCCUGUUCAAGUGGAUCGAGGAACGUCGAUCCAGGAGGAAAGUCAACACUUUGGUGGAUGAGACUUCCGUCAUUGACGAGGAAAUUGUAAAUGAUAUGUUCUUUGCUCAUCAGCUGAUACCAAAUUCAUGUGCCACCCACGCUUUGUUGAGUGUGCUCCUGAACUGCAGCGGCGUUGAGCUCGGCACCACCCUUAGUCGUAUGAAGGCUUUCACAAAAGGCUUUAGUCCAGAGAGUAAAGGUUACGCAAUAGGAAAUGCCCCAGAGCUUGCUAGAGCACAUAACAGCCACGCCAGACCGGAGCCCAGGCACCUACCGGAGAAACAGAAUGGGAUCAGCGCAGUGCGGACCAUGGAGGCCUUCCACUUUGUGAGCUAUGUGCCCAUCAAAGACCGCCUCUUUGAGCUCGAUGGACUCAAGGCUUACCCCAUUGACCACGGUCCCUGGGGAGAAGAGGAGGAAUGGACCGAUAAAGCUCGGCGGGUUAUCAUGGAGAGGAUUGGAUUGGCCACUGCUGGUGAGCCGUACCAUGACAUUCGCUUCAACCUGAUGGCGGUGGUGCCUGACCGCAGGAUGAAGUAUGAGUCCAAACUGGAAAUUCUUAAGAGGAAUCGACAAACUGUUCUGGAGGGUCUACAGAAGAUGAUCCGGCUCACUCAGCCCGAGCUCGUCCAUGACAAGAAGCAGCAGGAAUCUUCCUCCCCUGAUGAUGGCACCACUGCGAUCAAGAAAGAGGCAGACGUGGAGCCAGUUACAUCGCAGGGGGCUGAUCGAGAUUCAGUGGAUGAGUCAGGAGUUCAGUCUAAGGAUGCCCCCAGCCCCGCAAGAAACACUAAGGUCAUGGGCAAACCAGCAGCCCCCACAGGAGGAGGAGGUCCCCAGCAAGUCUCCAGUCCCAACCCCAUCGUUCAACGCCUGCCUGCCUUCCUGGACAACCACAACUACGCCAAGUCUCCAAUGCAGGAAGAAGAGGAUCUUGCUGCUGGAGUUGCUCGUUCUCGAGUGGCAGCGCCUCCCCAAACCACAUACUCUGAUGAUGAAGAUGACUAUGAGGAUGACGAGGAGGAAGUAACUGGUUCCGCGAGCGCAUCCAGCAGGUUUAGACGGAAGGCAAGUCUGCGAUCUCGACCGGGACGAGUAGGGACCGGGAUGGAGAGCCAGAUUGCCCUAACUGUAUUGGCUGAGAAACUGAAGAAGGAGGCCCAAAGGAAGGAUGCCCUAAAUACACCCCUCUCUGUACGAACAGAAGGGCGCACAGGAGGUAUCUGCAUCACAUCUGCCUCGCAGCCAUCCCCCACACCCAGCAACGAAAGCACCGACACGGCCUCCGAGAUUGGCAGCGCCUUCAACUCCCCGCUGCGCUCGCCCGCGCGCUCCCAGGCCGCCACGCGCCCGUCCAGUCCAGUUGCAUCCCAUCUGUCUCGUGUGCUGUUUGGAGAAGAUGAGAUGCUGAGGCUGGACUCCAGACAUAACCGCGCUGUCAGAGAGCUGGGUCCCUCUGUCAGCGCAGCCAUGUUACACCUGCAGGAGGACGGAGUCAUCUACGCUCUGCCUCCAUCUGAUGUGGCUGCUGAUGGUACAAAGCGGCCGUGCACUCCUGAGAAGAUAAAAGAUAAAGAGAAAGCGGACGUUUCAGCAGGAGGGAAAGAGGGCGCGAACGAGGGAGACGAGGGUCCGUCUGCGGAGGUGAAGGAAGAAGAGGGCAAAAAUAGAGCAGAGGUGAAGCCCAGCAAGGAAAAGCUCAACGCUAUGGAAACCGCUGCAGACAGCAAGCCCCCCGGGGAUAAGUACUCUCCCAAAGAGCUGCUUGCACUUCUCAAGUGCGUGGAGGCCGACAUUGCCAAUUAUGAGGUGUAUCUAAAGGAGGAAGUAGAAAAGAGAAAGAAAUACAAAAUUGAUGAUCAGAGGAGGACCCAUAACUACGAUGAGUUCAUCUGCACCUUUAUAUCAAUGCUGGCCCAAGAAGGCAUGCUGGCCAGCCUUGUGGAGCAAAACAUUUCCGUGCGUCGUCGGCAGGGAGUGAGUAUCGGACGCUUGCACAAACAGAGGAAGCCUGAUCGCAGGAAACGCUCCCGACCGUACAAAGCCAAGCGCCAGUAAUCAAAAACAAUCAUGACUUCUGUAAAGAAACGCACACCUGUGAGCAGCGAGCAGUCACCGCAGAGAAAAUGAAAAAUUGACACACUCCUGAAGCUCUCUCUCAUAAAGGCCGUCUAGUGUUGUAUUUUAGUCCGAGCCUCCUCUCCUUCAUGAAAUGGACCAUGUGUUUUGGUCAGCUCUUUUAUCACUGAUGUAUAUAUGUACUACUGUUUUAGUUUCAAUGUAAAUGUUCUUCUUUCUUGUGCCACUGCUAUUGACGGUUUGUAAAUAUGAAAAAAGGCAUGUGACCAAUGGUGCAUCUGAAUGCCUUUUCAUCUGGCAAAGUAUUCAUUCUUAUUGAAAGAUAAGUUCAGUCUUACGGUCAGUACAGUUACGUAUGUCGCUAAAUAUACAACUCGGUAACAAUAAGUCGAUAUACUCAUGUUUUUACGGUGCCAAUGAAGUAUUGAAUGUGUUUUAUUCAUCCAUAGCAUUUCAGUUAUAAUCUCUUCACUGUUGGUAAUUCACUAUAUAACAUAAAAAGCAUCUUUUAAUCACAUUCUUCAUGGACAAUUUUUAAACUCAAGAAGAAGUCAUGAUUUUUCCUUUUUGUUGGAAUGGUCUCUAGCUGUGUAUGAAUAUCUGUAGAGGUCCUGCAAAUGAAAACAAGCUCUUGUGUUAUUUUUGUACUUGAACUGGAUCUCAAAGUGAAUGAAUAUCAAGUCGGAUGUGUGCAGUUGUGUGUUUUUGUACAUAUGUAUUAGUUAAUUGGCUCACCUGUACACUGAGCUCAGUUGUUCUUUGUGCUUGCCAAUUCAUACUAAAAUAAAGUCAAUCAAAAUAUCUUGCUAUAA